Molecule: messenger RNA, 4222 nt
Organism: Pimephales promelas (fathead minnow)
Lineage: Eukaryota; Metazoa; Chordata; Actinopteri; Cypriniformes; Leuciscidae
Gene: inf2
Product: inverted formin 2
Biological process (GO): actin cytoskeleton organization
Molecular function (GO): actin binding; small GTPase binding
Source: RefSeq, a predicted model, not a curated record
CCAGCACAUGUGUCAGACGCAGCACAGCAAGAGUGAGUCAAUUCAACCAUCUCACUCUCAUCCACCCAGAAUGUUUCAAACUCUCAGGAGAAACACCCGCAUGUGUGUCCUUCUCCUCACAUCAGUGCUCCUCUGCAUCACACCAUAAAGGACAUUCACUGAAUCAGCGCCUUCCUCUCUCCUCAUCUUCAUCAUGUCUGUGAAGUCUGACGGCGUGCAGAAGAAGUGGUUGGCUGUGAGAGGUCGCCUGGGCUCGUCUCAGGACUCGGACGGCUCUCAGGAGGCUAACCUGGAGAACGCCGAGGCCGAGCUGUGCAUUCGUCUCCUGCAGGUGCCCAGCGUGGUCAACUACUCCGGCCUGAAGAAGCGUCUGGAGAAGAGUGACCAGGCCUGGAUGGGUCAGUUCCUGGAGCUCUCGGGCCUGGACCUGCUUCUGGAGGCGCUGGACCGGCUGUCGGGUCGCGGAUGCUCUCGGAUCGCGGACGCUCUUCUGCAGCUCACGUGCGUUAGCUGUGUGAAGGCCGUCAUGAACUCGUCCGCUGGGAUUCACUUCAUCAUGGAUAAUGAGGGAUACGUGCGCAAGCUGUCUCAGGCUUUAGACACGUCCAACACCAUGGUGAAGAAGCAGGUGUUCGAGCUGCUGGCGGCCCUCAGCAUGUUCUCCUCCGAGGGACACACACUCGCUUUAGACGCUCUGGACCAUUACAAGUCUGUGAAGACGCAGCAGUAUCGAUUCAGUGUGAUUAUGGGCGAACUACGAGCCACUGAUAACGUGCCCUACAUGGUGACCCUUCUGAGCGUCAUUAACGCCCUGAUCUUCAGCGCCGACGACCUGCGGCAAAGAGACAAGAUGCGCAAGGAGUUUAUCGGAUUGCAACUGCUUCAACUACUGCCAAAGCUUAGAGAAGAGGACGAUGAAGACUUGAUCAUCCAGUGUGAGGCGUUUGAAGAGGCCAUGGCUGAGGAUGAGGACGAGCUCCUGAGGCUUUAUGGAGGAAUCGACAUGAGCAACCAUCAGGAAGUCUUCACAGCUCUCUUUAAUAAGGUGAGCAGUUUCCCGUCCUCGCUCCAGCUGUUGUCUAUAACACAAGCGCUGCUGCUUCUGGGUCCGGAGCGAGUGGAUAUCUGGCAGGCGCUGGAGUCGCUGGUGAACCGAGCCUCACUGAUCGCCCAGAGCUCUGAGAUGGACUCGUGCGAGAGGAUUCUGCAGCGUCUCGUCUUCGCCAAGGAAGCUUCGCCCAAAGGUUCUUCUGAGGUCAACGGUCACCAAAGAAAGAAUCAAGCCGUUCAGACUGAGGCGAGAGACGGCAAGCUGGAGUGUUCAUGCGGAUCAACCAACAACCAAGAACCACAGCGCACCCCCACAAAGUCCUUAUCUACUCCUCCACCAUCACCUCCUCCACCUCUCAAAACGGGUGCUGGACCUCCUCCACCUCCACCUUUACCAGCACCCGGGAUGCUUCCUCCACCACCUCCUCCACCACCUUUACCAGGAUCACAGAUGCUUCCUCCACCUCCUCCACCGUUACCGGGUAUGGGUGCACCUCCACCGCCGCCUCCUCUGCCUGGAAUGGGUGCGCCUCCACCUCCUCCUCCACCGUUACCGGGUAUGGGUGCGCCUCCUCCACCUCCUCCUCCUCCGGGCAUGAGCGACGUGAUCGUGGCGAAGACGUUUAAUCCGAUUGGUCAAUGCUACGGUGCACCGGUGAAGAGCGGCCCUUACCCCUCCCUCAGGAUGAAGAAACUCAACUGGCAGAAGCUCAACUCCAGAGCGCUUAGUGUAGACGGUCCUUCCAUGUGGGCCUCCGUCCCGAACGCUUCGCUGGAGCCGAACUACAGCAGCAUCGAGGAGCUCUUCUGUCUGCCGGUGGCUGAGCCCAAAGACAAGAGCCCGGCCGCCCCCGUCAAGAAGGAGCUCAAAGAGAUUUCCUUUAUUGACGCCAAGAAGAAUCUGAACCUGAAUAUAUUCCUGAAGCAGUUUAAGUGCUCGCAUGAAGAGUUUGUGGCGAUGCUGCUAAAAGGAGAUUGUUCAAAAUUCGACGUCGAGUCUUUGAAACAACUCCUGAAACUGCUUCCGGAAAAACAUGAGAUUGACAACUUAAGAUCCUUUCAAGGGGAUCAAGACAAACUGGCCAAUGUGGACCGCUUUUACCUCUUACUGCUGGCUGUGCCCUGUUACCAGCUGAGGAUUGAGUGCAUGUUACUGUGUGAGGAGACGCUGUCGGUGCUCGAUAUCCUGAAGCCGAAGGUGGAGCUGGUGGACGCGGCCUGUGAAAGUCUCAGGAGAAGUUCUCUGCUGCCUAGUUUCUGCAAGCUCAUCCUUGACGUUGGAAACUUCCUCAACUAUGGAAGUCACACAGGAAACGCUGAGGGAUUCAAGAUUGGUUCCCUGUUGAAACUCACCGAAACCAAAGCAAACAAGAGUCGCAUCACCCUCUUGCAUCACAUCCUGGAGGAAGCCGAGUUAAACCACCCAGAGCUGCUGAAGCUUCCAGAAGACAUCGAGGCCUGUGAGAAAGCGGCCGGCGUAAAUCUGGAGUCGAUUCAGGCAGAAACAAAUAAUCUUCUGAAAAGAUUAAAAGAUGCAGAAAAAAAGGUGUCUUCAUCAGUUGAGGAGGUCAAGGAGCAGUUUUUAAGGGUUAUUGAGAGGAACCUGACGGCGUGUAAAGCCCUGGAGGAGCGCUUCACGAACAUCGACGGCAGGAAAGGAGAUCUGGCUCAGUAUCUCUGUGAAGAUGUGGUUCAGCUCUCGCUGGAUGAACUCUUCAGCACCCUCAAGACCUUCCGGCAGCUCUUCCUCAAAGCCUUAAAGGAAAACAAGACCCGUAAAGAACAAGCUGCCAAAGCCGAGAAAAGAAAGCAGCAGCUGGCGGAGGACGACUCCAAGAGACAGAAAGGAGAAGAUGGGAAGAUAAUCAGGAGAGGGCCCGUGCCGCAGGACGACGGCUGCAUCAUCGAUCACCUCUUGGCGGAUAUUCGAAAGGGUUUCCAUCUGAGAAAGACUCGUCCCAGGUGCGAAACGGAAAGUGCCCCUUCUAGUGAAAUGCAUAGGGAUGCGGGACCGUCCGCAGCAAGUGUCAGGUCUGUCGAAGAAGAAGCGGGAUCGUCAGUGGUCGAAAGCCUGGACUCAACUCCAGAAGAUCCGGGCAGAAGCUGCGACACCAAUCCCAGCAGUGAAGCCUCUCCGUUGUGUCACGGUGACCCAGAGAGCCUUUCUUCAGACGUGAAGGAGCUUCACUGUCCUGACACCAUCCCUGAGGUCAACUCCACAGUCGCCGAUACACCACUGAACCCGUGUGUGAGCGCCAGAACUGAGGACAAUCCUCUUACAGACACACCAGCUCACGAUCAGACCACAGCAGAUCAGCCUGACGCUUCACCCGGCCUGGCAGAUCCACAUCUGAAGCAUAAUGCAGAACUCGUCAGGGCUAAGGACGAUGACCCUUUAAACGCUGAUAUUGACCCGAAAGCAAGCAGUGCGUGCGAUGAGAAUAAAGACACGUGUGUGGGCGACCCGCUUCAGUCGGGAAACGAUGUCGAGACACGUGAUGAUGUAGCCCCGCCCACUCCUCCUCUAGGCCCCGCCCACCGGAAACCUGAAAAUAAGAAACAUUUCUUCCAAAGAAACAAAAAAAGCAGUAAUGAAGUCGAGGGUAACAGAGGCAAAGGACGCUCUAAAAAGGCGUGUGUGUUGCAGUAAGGAAGCUCCAGGAAAAGGAGACCAAAAGGGAGAAGGAGGAGUUGAGCGUGUUCCUCCCAUGAUCCCGUCGCUCCGGGAACAGCUUUAAUGGACUGCACUGUCUGUUUUUAAAUGCUAAAUCUUAAGAUUUGACCAAAUCAUUUUAAAUAUUUGCACAGUGUAAGAUGCAUUUAUGAUACUCCCUAGAAAACUUUGUUUACACACCAGAUCAGUUGGAGGAGAGGAAAGUGAACCCAGUGUUUCUGAAACCUUUAAGAUAAACGCCGUUCACUAUUAAUAUUGCUCUGAAUGUAAGCUUUAUAUGUUAUAAAGAUGUUUGGCAUAAAGUAUUAGUUCAUUCUUAUAUCAAUUCGAAAAUAUUUCUGUAAUAGGCUAAUAUAUCUCAGCAGAAGUGAUGAGAUUAUAUUUUGUGCUUGCAGUGGUCUUUUUGAGUGUGACUUUCAUAUUGAUGUCAGGAUGUAUUUUCAUGUAUAAGGAGAAAAUAUCUAAAUUAUAUAUAAAUAAAAAUGGAAAAUAAUGUUU